AUGUACAUCGGAAUAGACGUGGGAACAGGCUCGGCAAGGGCAUGCAUCAUGGAUGAAAGUGGUGAAAUUGUAGCAUUGGCUAGCAAGGACAUCAAACGAUGGGAACCUAAGCAAGACUACUUCAACCAAUCUGUGGCAGACAUUUGGGAAGCCGCGUGUUAUUGCACCAAGAAAGCUCUCAAGGAUGCAAACGUAGAACCCGCUCAGAUCAAAGGGCUCGCUUUUGAUGCAACGUGCUCUUUAGUCGUUUGCGACGAUAACUUAGAGCCAAUUGCUGUUGGCCCAAACUGGGAAGACUCUACUCAGAACAUCAUUCUAUGGAUGGAUCAUAGAGCGCCCAAGGAAACUGACGAAAUUGCCGCAACAAAUCACUCUUUGCUAAAGUAUGUUGGGGGUAAAAUGUCGAUCGAAAUGGAAAUCCCCAAGAUUAUGUGGUUAAAGCGAAACAUGCCCGAGGGGAUGUUUGCUAAAUGCCAUUUUUAUGACCUCGGAGAUUAUUUGACAGAUAGAGCUACAGGAGUCAAUGCGAGGUCUUUCAACUCUGUCGUUUGCAAGCAGGGAUUCGUGCCGCAAGGCGUGGAUGGCUCCAAGGACGGCUGGAACUCGGAGUUCUUCGAUGAAGUGGGCCUAGGAGAACUAAAAAGCGACCACUUCAAACGAAUGGGCGGUGUUCCAGGAGUAAAUGGGGUUUUUCAUAGCCCCGGUGAAAAAGUUGGAAAUUUAUGCCAGAAAGCUGCUGAGGAGCUUGGCUUGACUACCUCUACAGUUGUCGGAUCGGGAAUCAUCGACGCUUAUUCUGGCUGGAUUGGUACUGUCGCCGCUAAAUCUGACAGUGCUGUUGAUAAAGAGGACUUCUCAAGCCGCCUAGCUGCUGUAGCAGGUACCUCUACUUGUCAUAUUGUGGUAUCAAAGGAUCCUAUUUUUGUGCCUGGUGUUUGGGGCCCAUACAGAGAUUCUUUAAUCCCCGGCAUGUGGUGUGCCGAAGGAGGCCAAUCCACAACCGGUGAGCUCUUACAUUUUGUGCUCACGACGCAUCCUGCCCACACAGAGCUCGAAGCGAAAGCCGACCAGGGUGGGCUCUCCAAGUUUGACAUUUUGAAUGACUUGUUGGGUGAAAUGAGAAAGCAAAAAAGUCUGGACUCUGUUAUUUUGCUCAGCAAGGACUUGUUUUUCUAUGGUGAUCUUUACGGCAAUAGAUCUCCUAUUGCAGACCCUGCAAUGAGAGGUUCAAUUACAGGUAUCUCCAUGGACACAUCCUUAGAAAACCUUGCUAUCACUUAUCUUGCAACGGUCGAGUUUAUUUGCCAGCAAACAAGGCAGAUUAUUGAAGCGAUGGUGAAAGCGGGACAUGAAAUCAAAACAAUUUAUUUGUCCGGAGGUCAGUGCCGAAACAAACUUUUGGUCCAGCUGCUUGCUGAUGCGACGCAGUGCCCUGUUGUUAUCCCCAAGUAUAUUGAUGCUGCAGUGGUUUUUGGAACUGCCAUUUUGGCCGCUCAAGCUGCGUCACCUGGCAAAUCUCUGCUGGACGUCAUGAAGGCGUACAGCUGCGCCGGUCGUUGUGUUCAUCCCGAGAGUAAAGACUCACUAACCGUAAAAUUGCUGGAUACAAAGUAUGAGAUCUUUUUGGAUCAGGCAGACCGUCAACGCAAAUAUAGAGCGCUUGUAUCUCAAGCACUUUCUAGGUAG
Wickerhamiella sorbophila is the source of this 1686-nucleotide messenger RNA. RefSeq lists its product as hypothetical. Gene Ontology annotation, biological process: carbohydrate metabolic process. The transcript has a single exon. Bases 1 to 1686 code for a protein of 561 amino acids. Lineage: Eukaryota; Fungi; Ascomycota; Dipodascomycetes; Dipodascales; Trichomonascaceae. The record is from RefSeq and is a predicted model, not a curated record. Gene Ontology annotation, molecular function: phosphotransferase activity, alcohol group as acceptor; kinase activity.